AUGGGUGGUGGAGGAACGCUCGUGGAAGGGCUUCGACGCUUCUUUCAACGACGCGCUUCUAGUGCUGAGAACCAACACAAUGCCAACAAUAGCCGCGUCCACGUGAGAGAUUUGCGCUCGCAAUUGGCUUCCAUUCCCAACCACGACCUCAUUGUCGACCCUGAUUUCGAUUUCUCUACCUUGAAGCCCAUCAAAGUCCCGGCACAAAUCCCCUUCAGACCCUCUGCCAUGGAUCAUCACAAAAAGGGUGCCCCAGAGGCAGAGUUUUUUACUGAGUAUGGAGAGGCAAGUCAAUACCAAAUUCAAGAGGUUGUUGGAAAAGGAAGUUACGGUGUUGUGGGUUCUGCCGUUGAUGCUCACACCGGUGAAAGGGUUGCAAUCAAGAAAAUUAAUGAUGUUUUUGAGCAUGUAUCCGAUGCCACACGGAUCCUUAGAGAAAUUAAGCUCUUGCGGUUGCUUAGGCAUCCUGAUAUCGUGGAAAUUAAGCAUAUUAUGCUUCCUCCUUCCCGGAGAGAGUUCAGGGAUAUCUAUGUUGUGUUUGAGUUGAUGGAAUCUGAUCUCCAUCAAGUAAUCAAGGCCAAUGAUGAUCUUACUCCUGAGCACCACCAGUUCUUCUUGUACCAACUUCUUAGGGGCCUGAAAUAUAUUCAUACAGCAAACGUGUUUCAUCGUGAUUUGAAGCCAAAAAAUAUUCUUGCUAACGCUGACUGCAAACUAAAAAUUUGCGAUUUUGGGCUUGCUCGAGUUUCAUUCAAUGAUGCUCCAUCAGCUAUAUUCUGGACUGAUUAUGUUGCAACUCGGUGGUACCGUGCACCGGAAUUAUGUGGUUCUUUUUUCUCAAAAUACACCCCUGCAAUUGAUAUAUGGAGCAUUGGAUGCAUAUUUGCAGAAAUGCUCACUGGGAAGCCAUUGUUUCCUGGGAAAAAUGUAGUGCACCAAUUGGAUCUCAUGACUGAUUUGCUUGGCACUCCUCCUCCCGAGUCCAUUGCAAGGAUUCGAAAUGAAAAGGCUAAAAGGUAUCUCAAUGGCAUGAGAAAAAAGCAACCAGUUCCACUUUCCCAAAAAUUUCCAAAUGCAGAUCCAUUGGCUCUUCGUCUUCUGGAGCGCCUACUUGCAUUUGAUCCUAAAGACCGUCCAUCAGCUGAAGAGGCAUUAGCUGAUCCUUACUUCAUUGGUUUGGCGAACAUAGACCGUGAACCUUCCACACAACCCAUUUCAAAAAUUGAGUUUGAAUUUGAGAGAAGGAAAUUGACCAAAGAUGAUGUUAGAGAGUUGAUUUAUCGAGAGAUUUUGGAGUAUCAUCCCCAAAUGCUCCAGGAGUAUCUUCGUGGUGGAGAUCAAACUAGCUUCAUGUAUCCAAGUGGGGUUGAUCGGUUCAAAAGACAGUUUGCACAUCUUGAGGAGCAUUAUGGGAAAGGUGAACGAAGCACUCCAUUGCAGAGACAGCACGCCUCCUUACCUAGAGAGAGAGUUUGUGCUCCCAAGGAUGAAAGUGAAGAAAACAGCGAUUUUGAAAAGCCAAGUGGAUCAAAUCUACAGAGUCCUCCAGGGUCUGAUACGACCAGUGCUCAAAAUGGAACCUCCAAACCAAACUACAGUGCUCGCAGUUUGUUAAAGAGUGCCAGUAUUAGUGGUUCAAAGUGUGUAGUUGUGAAACAAAAUAAAGAUUCAGAGCAAGAGGCAAUUAGGGAGAUAAAUGAUGAGACGGUGGAUGCAGUGAUGGAGUGA
This is a messenger RNA of Sphenostylis stenocarpa, 1728 nucleotides long. The record is from the annotation of a GenBank genome assembly. Lineage: Eukaryota; Viridiplantae; Streptophyta; Magnoliopsida; Fabales; Fabaceae.